This is a messenger RNA of Mesorhabditis belari, 179 nucleotides long. Lineage: Eukaryota; Metazoa; Nematoda; Chromadorea; Rhabditida; Rhabditidae. The record is from the annotation of a GenBank genome assembly.
UAACUGCUCAAUAUCAACUGGGUGAAUGGAAUCGGGAACCAGAGAACGUUUCGAUCUCCUUCUCCUUGGAGUUUCAUUCAAAAGAGAAGUGUCGAUCCUUCCGUCUUUCCGUCACAAUCUGGAUCUCGGCUCCCCGUAAACCGAUUUCGACAAACUUAGGAAUCACCUGUACGAGAAGU